This is a messenger RNA of Cercopithifilaria johnstoni, 2148 nucleotides long. NCBI's taxonomy places the organism in Eukaryota, Metazoa, Nematoda, Chromadorea, Rhabditida, Onchocercidae. The record is from the annotation of a GenBank genome assembly.
AUGAGUGGCACGUUGAUAGAAGUGUCCACGUCAACCAGUGGGGCUGUGACGCCACGAUCAAAGGUGGAUGCCCUCUCACGAGAUGAUUUGAUCCGUUUCGUCAAAAAACAAAUUGAAAAAUUGAAAACUGCCAAGUGUGAAAAUGAAAAGCUCAAAAUCGAGUUGGCAGAAGUGCAAAAGGAUUUCACUGAAUCUCAAAAGAAAUUACAGGAUGAGCAAGAAAAAAGCACGGAAAAAACAAAAGAAAUUCAGCAACUGAACGAAAAAUGUAAUGAUCUGAAAAUGGAGUGCUCUGAAUUGACACUAAAACUUGAGAAGCUAGAAACGAAAUUAAAGGGAGUCCAGGAGGUGGAUGGAAAGGCUGAAUCAAAUAAACAUCACAAUGAAUCGAGUGGUAGUGAUGGAAUUCCUGUUCAUAUCGUUCAGUUGCAAAACGAAUUGGCUUCAAUAAAGGAUUUGCUUCGAAAACAAACAGAAGAAUGUGACAAGCAAGCCAAAGAAAAAGAAAAAUUGACAGUUACAGUGGCUGAAUUGCGUUCAUUAUUGGAUGAUGCCUAUGCACAACUUGAAUCUUACAAAGAGAAAAAGAGUGUGGAAAAUGUGAUCACAUUAGAAAUGGCCGAUUUUGAGAAAACAGUUGAACGGCUGCAGAAAGAGCUUAAAGCAGUAAAUCUCGAAAAAAGUUCACUGCUAUUAGAAUUAGAAUCAUCAAUGAAAGAAAAGGACAAUAUUCGAGAAGAAAAGGAUCUCCUCAACGAUAACAUUACGGAACUGAAUAUUCUCCUCAAAAAGUUAAAGGAAGAAAUGAAAGAGAAAAAAACGGAACUUGCCUUACGUGAAAAAGAAGGAAAAGAUUUGACGGAACAACUCCAGAGGCAAGUUUCUGAUGGAAACAAAGAACGAGAUCAGUUGAUAACAGUAAUUGGAGUAAACGAAGAGAAGAUUGGAGAUUUAGAGGCAUUAAAUGCUUCAUUAAAUCGACAACUGGUAUCACUUUGUUCUCAACGUGAAUCAUUACAACGACAAUUCGAUGAUCUCUCUGAAGAACAUUCAACUUUCAAGACUCGAGCUCUAUAUGUAUUGGAACAGAAGAAAAGUGAUGGUGAUGAAUCUGCGAAAAGAGAAAUUGAAAUAUUAGAAGAAACUAUUCGACAGCAAAAGAGGACAAUUGAGAAUUUGACCAAUUCGCAUCGUAUGUUACAAGGCGAACUUGAUUCCUCAUCGGGACAUGUUAGAACACUUUCUACCGAAAUAUUGAAUUUACAACGGCAACUCAACACUACUAUUGAAUCCUACAAAAAACAAUUGUCAGAACAACGGCAAGAAUUCGAGUUGCGAUUUACUUCUGAAGCAAAGUUUAAUAGUGAACUAUUGGCUCAGAUUGAUGCAAAUUCCAUUUCGCAUAACCAGGAAAAAGAGAAUUUGUUAAUAACUGCACGACAAGAACAUGAAGGCUUAGAAGAAGAAAUAAAACAUCUAAGAUGUAUGUUAGAUGACGAAGUGGCGCGACGAAAAGAGAUGGAGAAAAUUCAUGUAGCAGUUGCCGCGCAAAAUGUAGCUAUCCAAUUACAAAAACCUUCCAAAGAUAUUCUGCCAUCCAGCACCUAUCUGCUCCGACCUUCAGUAGAGACUGCAGAUGCAACAAGCAAAGAUGGAAGAAAUGAUGACAAUGAGGAAAAAUGUGAGGAAAAGUCACUGGAAGAAGUAAUUUAUGGAGAGCCUGAAGAACUGGUCGUCACUGAUAUUCGGAAUCAACCAGACAGCUUGACAUCUCCUCAGGAUGUUAUUGAAAUGAUUAGCAGACAAUUAAAACAUACGCGAGAACUUCUCAAUGAAAGUGAGGCAACGAAUGCAAGAUUGGCAGAACAAAUGAAACUUUUAAAGGAAGAGAUUCGCAGAAUGGAGCGUGAUCGGGAGCGUGAAAGUCACCUGUCCAAUACUGAGUAUCUGAAAAAUGUUAUCAUGAAAUUCAUUGCACCAGAAAAAGUUACCGACGAACGUGGUCAUUUGAUCCCUGUUUUAACAACAAUGUUGAAAUUGACCAACGAUGAAGUGAAUUUGCUCAGUCAGGUGGCUGAAGCGGAUGUUGCAGUAAAUAAAACGACAACAUCGACUUGGAGAAAUUAUAUUUGGUCUGGCUUGUCUUAG